This is a messenger RNA of Parnassius mnemosyne (clouded apollo), 492 nucleotides long. The record is from the annotation of a GenBank genome assembly. Lineage: Eukaryota; Metazoa; Arthropoda; Insecta; Lepidoptera; Papilionidae.
AUGCUUUUUAGGAGCGCCAGGGGAGUUGUGGGGUGCGUAUAUAAGUCGCAGACGGCACCGGGGCGUGACAUCAGUCACUUCCAAGCUCUCUUGAAGGCACUAUUGUCAAUAGCAGCCAUAGUUGCAACUGUGUUUGUGUCGUAUCAUUUGUGCUCAAACUUGUUAACGAUGUCAUCAACAAAAUGGAUGGUGUGCACCGUGGUAGCGAUGUGUGUGAUCGUAAGGCAAGGAAUGUCCGCGCCUGCGCCGCAAGAAGACGCGGGUCCACCGACACCGUACGAAUAUAAAUACGACGUCGAAGAUCCAGAGAAGACUUUGUACUUCGGAGCCAAUGAAUCGGGAGACGCACAGGGGAAAGUCGUCGGAGGUUACCGGGUACUACUCCCUGACGGUAGACUUAUGAACGUAGAGUACACCGUGGAAGGUGAGAGCGGAUUUGUGCCUAAGAUCAGCUUCGAAAACAACGCGAAUCCAUUCGGCAAAAGUAAAUAA